Brassica napus (rape) is the source of this 626-nucleotide messenger RNA. RefSeq lists its product as uncharacterized. The transcript has a single exon. The coding region runs from base 71 to 487 and encodes 138 amino acids. The record is from RefSeq and is a predicted model, not a curated record. Lineage: Eukaryota; Viridiplantae; Streptophyta; Magnoliopsida; Brassicales; Brassicaceae.
UAGUUUACAUAUUAUAUAUUGAUCUCUAAUCGUUACUUCUAUUUCUUUUUCUUGGGAGACAGACACAAUUAUGGAUCAGGGAACGAAACCAGGCUAUGAACCAGAUCGGAUUCCACCAUCUGUUUUCGCAACCACAAUGACUUCUAAACAAGAAUGGAGUACUCAAUCUAACGAUUUGUUUAGUAUUCACAUGGGAGAUCAAAGUUUCACCAAAAUGUAUAAAUCUGGAGAACUCUCCAAUUUCGACUAUACUGCUACGUAUAUUAACGACAACAACAACAUUGAUAACAAGACUAAUUUGACGGAUGCUGGAACAAAAGAGGUCAACAUCCUGGAAGCGGAAACCGGACCAGAAGCCGCUAAUCGAGAUGGCCGAACCAAUGUAUCUAAACCGGAUCAACCUCGGCAACGUCAGUUAAGUCCGACCAAGUCUUAUCGCUCCGACACCAGCAAUAACAGCGCAGCUUCUUUUGCAUUUCCCAUGUAAGUAGUUGUCCAAUCUUCAGAACGGGCUACAUAGUAGGAACCAGAUUUGUUGGACCAAACCGGUUUUGAAUUAGUUAUUAGUUAAGCUCUAAUAUUUGCUUUAAUUUUGUUUCCAAAUUUAUUAUAUUUCUGUAGAUUAC